GAAAUGAAGUGAUUGUCCAUGUGGUGGACAAAGCGUCUAAUAGAUGCGCUCUACAAGAACACAGAACAAGGAAAGCUCUUGCAAGGGGCCAGUGCUGCUCGACGUAAGCACACACACCUGUCUUGGCUCAACAUCUGCUACACCAGCGGAAAACGCUCCAUCUCCGACCGAAGGCAAGCAAAACGGAGAGGAAAAGACCCACGUAACGACAGAAGAAAGAAGCAAGGAAAGAGAACCUUUUAAGACACCCUGCAUCCAAACAAACCUCCUUAGGUGCGUUUGUCCUGAAGGUGAAUCUCAGGGUCCAACCUGAGGAUUGAGAGGCCAUGUCUGCAGAAUUUAUUUCAUCCAUAGAACAGGAGGGCUGCCCCCGGUCAGGACCCAGUUUUAGAUCCAGUCAGAGGAAGAUGUUAAACCUGCUCCUGGAGAGAGACACUUCCUUUACCACCUGCCCAGACCUCCCUAGAACUCCAGUGAACAAACACUUUGGUGAUUCUGCCAACCUAAGCGUUUUGUCUGGAGGAACCCCCAAAUGUUGCCUUGAUCUUUCGAAUCUUAGCAGUAGCGGAGAGAUAUCUGCCAAUCAACUUACCACUUCUGCAGACCUUGAUGAAACUGGUCUCUUGGAUUCUAAAGGACCUCAGGAAAUACGUUUAGUUGGGAUGAGUCAUCACCAGCACCUUAUAAAAUGCAGCCCAGCACAACUGUUUUGUAGCACUCCAAAUGCUUUGGAUCAUGGCAAGAGAAAGAAAGAUGCAAUAUGUCGCUCAUCUGCAAAGAAAGAAAAUGAGAACAACACUUUGAAGUCCUUGGGGUGGGCACCUGGGAGCCUUAAGUUUCGAAAGACACCAGGGGGGCCUUACAUGUCUCCGCUUUCUCUCCCGGACCAUGGAAACGUUUUGGAAAGUGAAAUAAAAUAUCCUGGCAGUCCCAUUACUACACUUCCAAAAUUGGAUAAAAAUCCAGAACUAGAAGAUCAGGCAGUGGAGAUUUUUGAUGAAUUGAUGACGUUUUCUCUGGAAGAUCAAGAAGAGGGCAAGGCAUCUCUUAAUAGAAGCUCCUUGUAUCGCUCCCCUUCGUUGCCAGAGAAUUUGAACAGGCCAAGACUGAAGCGGACCAUAAAAUUCAAGGACAGCCCAAUAUCACAUAAAGAAAAAAAGGAGUCUUGUUCUAGCCACAAAGAGCUCGGGAAGGGCUUAGGUCUAAAGAAGACAGUUUCUCUCUGUGACAUUAAUAUCAUUCAGAUGCUGGAGGAAGAUUCUUACCAGGGAUCUCUGAUUGGUGAUUUCUCCAAGGUAUGUGUGUUGCCAACCGUGUCAGGGAGACACCAAGAUCUGAAGUACAUCAACCCAGAAACAGUGGCUGCCUUACUGACAGGGAAGUUCCAGAGUCUGAUUGAGAAGUUUUAUAUCAUCGAUUGCCGCUAUCCAUAUGAGUACCUGGGAGGACACAUCCAGGGAGCCUUAAACUUAUACAGUCAGGAAGAACUGUAUACCUUCUUUCUGAAGAGGCCCGUUGUUCCUCUGGACACCCAGAAAAGAAUAAUCAUCGUGUUCCACUGUGAAUUCUCCUCAGAGAGGGGUCCCCGAAUGUGCCGCUCUCUGAGAGAAGAGGACAGGGCUCUGAACCAGUAUCCUGCAUUGUACUACCCAGAACUAUAUAUCCUCAAAGGGGGCUACAGAGACUUCUUUCCAGAAUAUACGGAGCUGUGUGAACCACGGAGCUACUGCCCUAUGCAUCACCAAGAUCAUAAAGCUGAGCUGCUGAGAUGUCGAAGCCAGAGCAAAGCAUGGGAAGGGGAGCGGCAGCUGCAGGAGCAGAUUGCCUUACUGGUGAAGGAUGUGAGCCCAUGAUAAUGGGUCAGUGUUUGGCUGCUUAGGAGUCACCAAAAGACGCUGUAGAAACCCUGAGCAGAAAGAGGCCAUGUUGUAUGUGGCUAAACCCAAGAUUGUCUGCAAACCAACAAGUUGCCAAGCUAAUGAAAUUCCAGGCCUGGGGGUUGGUUUUAGCAGAGCUGCUGGCUGGUGACGGAGUCUGAGAGUAGCCUUGAGUUAUAUGGAGAUUUGUGUUGCUUCAGGAAGUAGUUACAUUCUCUUCCUAAUUAGACUUCUCUUCUAGCAGGCCAGCCAGCUCUUUUCCUGGGCUUUUGCCUGUAUAAGAGAGUUGCCCAUCUUCUUUCUUGCCUUCUUUGUUUCCUUCUCUCCCUUUUUCUUAAAUGGGAAAAUAAACACUGCAAAAGGAGAGAUUUGAUUGUGUGAGCCCACUCCGCUCCUAGAAGAUCUUUACAAGGAAGAGAUCACCAAGUUAGACUCCUUCAAGCAAAGGUAUAACCAUCUCGAUUUAUAGCUGGAAACAAGAUGCUUUUCUCUAGACCAGUGGUUCUCAAAGUUUGGGCCCUGGA
Messenger RNA from Nyctereutes procyonoides (raccoon dog), 2401 nucleotides. It is a transcript of the gene CDC25C, whose product is annotated as cell division cycle 25C. Gene Ontology annotation, molecular function: protein tyrosine phosphatase activity. The transcript has 17 exons. The coding region runs from base 327 to 1853 and encodes 508 amino acids. Lineage: Eukaryota; Metazoa; Chordata; Mammalia; Carnivora; Canidae. The record is from RefSeq and is a predicted model, not a curated record. Gene Ontology annotation, cellular component: nucleus; cytoplasm. Gene Ontology annotation, biological process: G2/M transition of mitotic cell cycle; protein dephosphorylation; positive regulation of G2/M transition of mitotic cell cycle.